Molecule: messenger RNA, 1829 nt
Organism: Gadus chalcogrammus (walleye pollock)
Lineage: Eukaryota; Metazoa; Chordata; Actinopteri; Gadiformes; Gadidae
Gene: oatx
Product: organic anion transporter X
Exons: 15
Coding region: 66-1829 (587 amino acids)
Biological process (GO): transmembrane transport
Cellular component (GO): membrane
Molecular function (GO): transmembrane transporter activity
Source: RefSeq, a predicted model, not a curated record
GAGAGUUAAACCUUCUCCUACAGAGUUAAACUGUAGGAACCUUGAGUUCUGGAAUCACCAGAGAGAUGGGCUUCGUUGACCUACUGGACCAGAUAGGAGGAUUCGGCCGGUUUCAGUGGCUUCAUGUCACCCUCAUUAGCCUACCUGGGCUGCUGAUGGCCAGCCAGAAUCUACUGAAUAACUUUGUCGCAGGGAUGCCUGCCCACCACUGCACUCCAUCAGCCAAUCACAGCAUUCCCUACCAAUACAACCAUUCUGCUACCAUGGUGACUGAGCGGCAGCUUCUAAGGGUCUUCAUCCCGCUGGACGCCUCCGGAACGUCGCUGGACAAAUGUAGGAGGUAUGUGACACCCCAGUGGCACCAGCUGCUGAUGAACUCAACAGCGCCCCCUGCUGACCUCACCUCGGCGGUAGAGACGGAGGCCUGCCUGGACGGAUGGACCUUCGACCAAUCAGAGUUCGACUCCACCAUAGUCACAGAGUGGGACUUGGUAUGUUCCUUAAGACCUCUGAAGCAGAUGAGCCAGACCAUCUACAUGGGGGGGGUCCUGGCUGGGGCCAUCAUCUUUGGAGGACUCUCCGACAGGUUUGGUAGGAAGGUGAUCCUCAGCUGGUCCUACCUCCAGCUGGCGAUCCUGGGCAGCUGCACGGCCCUGUCUCCCAGCUACGCCAUCUUCUGCACCCUGCGCUUCCUCAGUGGGAUGUCUGUGUCCGGCAUCAUCCUCAACUCCGUCUCACUCAAGGUGGAGUGGAUACCUACCAGUUCGAGGACCUUGGUUGGUACUCUGUCAUCUUUCUUCUUCACCUUCGGUCAGAUGAUCUUGGCGGGCCUUGGCUUUUGGCUGAGGGAUUGGAGGAAGCUACAGGUGGCUGUGUGUCUUCCCUACUUCCUGUUCUCCUUCUACAGCUGGUGGCUUACGGAGUCAGCCCGCUGGUUGGUUCUGAACCGGCGGUCUGAGGAGGCUCUGAAGAGCAUCCAGCAAGUCGCCCGCAUCAACGGGAAGAAGGACGUCAACAUCACCCUGGAGGUUCUCCACUCCCACAUGAACAAGGAGAUCGUCGCCAGUAAGAGCAGCUACAGCGCCUACGACCUCCUACGGACUGGAGGCAUGAGGCGCAUCUCAAUUUGUCUGGUGGCUGUCUGGUUUUCCACCAGUUUUGCAUAUUAUGGUCUGGCCAUGGACCUCCAGAAGUUUGGAGUGAACGUGUACCUGAUGCAGAUCAUAUUUGGGGCUGUUGAUAUUCCGGCCAAGCUGCUGGCCCUCCUCAUGCUGACGUACCUGGGCCGGCGUGUCACCCAGGCAACCUGCCUCUUCCUCUCCGCCCUCGUCAUCUUCAUUAACAUCUUCGUCCCCACAGACAUGCAGACGCUGAGAACCACUCUGGCCUGUCUGGGGAAAGGUUUCACCUCAUCCUCCUUCACCUGCGUCUACCUGUACACUGGAGAACUGUACCCCACGGUCGUCAGGCAGACUGGGAUGGGCUUCGUCUCCACUAUGGCUCGUAUUGGUAGCAUGGCCGCUCCUGCUGUUCUGAUACUGGACGAGGUGAUCCCCGCCCUCCCUAGCAUCGUGUACGGAGGGGCCGCCGUGAUCGCAGGAGUGUUCGCCUGCUUCCUGCCGGAGACGCGGGACAUCCCGCUGCCCGACACCAUCGAAGACGUGGAGGACAGAUGGCCUGGAAAUCUGCAGCCCAAAGAGAAGCAGGACCAGGCAGAAGAAAUGCCCAUGAAGGUGGGCGUGGUCUCUGAAGGGGGCGUGGUCUCCAAAGAGGAAAUAGCUUUGAAAGAGAUGAGGGAGGGGGAAAGCGCAGGGUUAAACGCCCUUUGA